AUGGUUGUGUUUCACAAUUAUUUGGGUGCGGUUGAAAUGCAUAUCAGGAGUUCAAUCAUAAAGCUAAGGUUGGAUAACAACCGGCUUGAACGCAUUUCAGAUGGAAUCCGAUAUUGUACCAACUUGAGAGAGUUGAACUUGUCGUCCAAUCGCUUGUCGGACUUGCCUGAAACGAUCUCCUUCCUCACGAAUCUCACACAAAUACAGUUGAAUUCAAACAAAUUCGAUCACUUGCCCGAGUCCAUUGCAUUCUGCUUCAAUCUACGAAAGCUCAUUCGUAACCCCAAUCUUUUCUUUCUUCCCAUCGAGCUUGGAUAUUGCACGCAGCUUUCUAUGCUAGAAGUGGACGAUAUUGUGAAUUUCCCUUCUCCGGAGACUUCCGCCUGCUAUCUCUCAUCUCACGAGCUUGAGAUAGGCGGCUUGCUUCGACUGGAGCAUCUACACCUUGACAACAACAGCUUGCGAUCUCUUCCUUCUUCCCUUGGCAACAUCACUACCAUUCGCGUUCUGAACCUGAGAUGCAAUGAUCUUGGUCUGUCUAUCUCAGAAGAUUUCAGCCGCACAAACUCUCUCGAAACAAAUGUUUCGCAGCCUCCGAUCAGCUACGACGACGCGUCCUUUCCUCUUCCUGUGUCGAUGCGAAGACUGAAGGUAGCAAAUCCGAAGACAUGUGGGCCCUUCAUCUUGAAAAUCUUGUUCUUGACUCAAAUCCUCAUCUGCAUCAGCCUCCUAAGGACGUACAGCAGGAUAGCUGGCGCACAAGCUGUGGUGAAGUAUCUUGAAGGAGUAAACCAAGUUAGGGAAGGAUCAAGCAUCGACGUCAGCGAGGCUGGUUUAAACUAUUUUCCACGAUUUGUCAUCGACUGGCGUUUAGUUCGCAAGGGAGCAGCAAAAGAGGGAGAUGCUGAAACAGGAGGGAGCAGCGAAGAUAUACUCCUGCUUCUCAACCUAGACGGAAACAAUCUCCGAGCUCUUCCGGAAGCUGAUUGCGGGCAAUACACCGCGUCAGUAAGACCAGCUGGACAGAAACAAAAGUCAGACGCCUCUGGAUCUCCCUCCCUCAUAUCAUCGGUCAAGCCGUCAAACUCGAACAAAGUCGCUCACAAGGAAGGGCUUUUUUCUCACAGAGAAGGAUUUGGUUUUGUCCUUCAGACUAUUGCGGGAGGCAUGAGGGCCCUGGAGACUGUCAGGCAUCUCAGCGCGGCAGGGAACAAGCUCGUCUCCGUUCCUCCCUCCCUUUCCUGCUUGACGCUUGAGCUUCUUCGCCUCUCGUCAAACUUCCUCGUCUCCCUGCCCCGCGAAAUUUUCAAGAUGAAAUCUCUCCGAGAGCUUUCCCUCAACAACAAUGACCUUGCUGAGCUUCCCACUUCCAUCAGUCUAAUGCCAGCUCUGCUUCAGCUGAGUUUGCGGGAUAAUCGUCAAGUUGCUGAGAAAUUUCCAGCAGGGCUCUUGCAGCAGUCUCUCAACAACGUCAAGCUGUAUCUCAGAAGGAUCGAGCAAGCUGGGCAGCAGCUGGACCUGUCGGGGCUAAUGCUCCAGGCGCUUCCUUCCAUCCUCCGCAUAGGCAUCGCACACACGCUGAGAGAGCUUGUGCUGGCAGACAACCAGCUCAGCGACCUUCCUCUCGACCUCUCCGCCCUCCACUCGCUCGAGACUCUUGACUUGCGACAGAAUCGCUUCCUUCGCAUCCCCGACGUUGUUUUCUCUCUCCUCGUUCUCAAGGUCCUCAAUCUCCAAGACAACCCCUUGCAGAACCUUCCAGAAGAAAUCCUGCAUGCCGGCUCGGACGCCAUCUUCUCCUACUCCCGCAGAGUGCGAGCUAGUCACAGGUCUGGCCUGCUGGACCUUCGUCAGCUGGGGUUGUCCAGUUUGCCCAGGCAGAUCUUUUCCUUGUCCCAUGUGGAGGACUUGGACUUGUCUGAAAACUCCAUCAGAAGCCUGCCGGACCAACUCUGCUGGCUCCUCCCAAACCUCACGCGGCUGAGCUUGAGGAAGAACGAGUUGCAGGCGCCGCUUCCUCUCUUCCUCGGACUUCUCUCAGCCCUUACCAGCCUAGACCUAGCACAGAACAAGCUCUCCUCCCUUCCUCUCGCCAUCGCUCAGCUCACCCGCCUAAAGACCCUCGGGCACGCGGGAAAUCCGCUGAGGAUGCCAACGGCAGCAGCGCUCGCCUCUGGCCUCCCCAACGUGUUCAAACUCUUCGGGCAGCUGGUGGCCAAGGGCGUGGGGAUGAGUCAGACGCGGCACGUGCGGCUGGAGGAGGGGAUGCAGUCGCUUGAUCGGCUCAGUCUGGCUCCCUACGCCAAGCCCGAGCACCAUGAAUGCGUGCUCAUACAGCAGGGACGUCGGAGAGGCUGCAGUCUUGAGGACGCGGUGCAGGAGGCGCAGGCUGGGGCGAUGAUCCUCUUACGCCCGGGGAGGUACAGGCAGCCGCUUCUGCUCCAGACGGAUGGGGUGACGGUGGCAGGAGACGGAGGCUGCGAGGAAUGCGUCAUAUGCUUCGGGAAAGAGCAUCCCAAGGAGAAUCCAGGAGGAGAGGAAGGGACCAGCUCUGUUUUCUCGACCAUCAUCAGCAAGGGAAGCGGCAUCUGCCUCUACAACCUGACGGUCGAAUGGGAUGGGGCGGACUCAGUGAUGUUUCCUCACGGUGUCGCACAAGACUCAGCAGCUGUUUUGGUGCUGCGAGGAGAUCUUGCGCUUGUCAAUUGUGUCGUUCAUAACCCGAGAGGAGCAGGCGUCAUUCUACGUCGGGCUGCAAAAGCAAAGAUCUCAGCCUGCAGGUUUGCAUCCUCGGGGACAACGGGGAUCGUCAUAGAAGAAGAGGUUUCAGCAGAGGUUCGAUUUUGUGAUAUCCUCAAGUCAAAGAAAUGUGCAAUCCUGUACAUGCGAGCAUCGAAUCCUCUUAUUGAAGGGAACAGGAUCGUUCACUCGGGCAGUAGCGGCAUCCUUGCUGCUUGCUCAAGCCUUGGCAUUAUCAAGAGCAACGACAUAGUGGCAAGCAAGAGAGCGGGAGUUGAGCUUCAAGACGGAUCGGACCCGGUAGUUCAGCAGAACAAGAUCUAUCAGAAUAUGUUUGGUCUCAUUCUUUCAGCCUCUCGAGGUAAAAUUUUAGACAACGUCAUCAACGAGUCAAAAUUUGCUGCUGUCUCCAUCUUGAAGAAGACAUGUACAGAGUUAACGCUGAAUCGGAUCAAAGGAGAGCAGAAGGCGACAGGAAUGAUGGUGAGCGGAGGCAGCAAGGUCUGGAUACGUCAGCAGGAGCUACAGGGAGUGAGAAAGGGGAUUGUCAUCAGCGAGGCUUCAGAGGUUUCUCUCUACGACUCCCGCAUCUUUCACCUCUCCUCCGACGCUGUUGCGAUAAGUGGCGAGGACUUAAUCGGGCUCGUCGGGUGUUCACUUGACUCUCUGGACAACAAGAUCAACUUCAACAACGGCGUUGGCUUGCUUGUCGACGAAGACUGCACCGGAUCCAUGGCAAGAAAUGAGGUCAUCAUUCCCUUGCUCUUCUCCUUGAAAUGA
This is a messenger RNA of Guillardia theta CCMP2712, 3519 nucleotides long. RefSeq lists its product as hypothetical. Gene Ontology annotation, molecular function: protein binding. Lineage: Eukaryota; Cryptophyceae; Pyrenomonadales; Geminigeraceae. The transcript has 23 exons. The record is from RefSeq and is a predicted model, not a curated record. Bases 1 to 3519 code for a protein of 1172 amino acids.